Vicugna pacos (alpaca) is the source of this 1420-nucleotide messenger RNA. Its product is annotated as alcohol dehydrogenase 1-like. Lineage: Eukaryota; Metazoa; Chordata; Mammalia; Artiodactyla; Camelidae. Gene Ontology annotation, molecular function: zinc ion binding; all-trans-retinol dehydrogenase (NAD+) activity. The record is from RefSeq and is a predicted model, not a curated record. Gene Ontology annotation, cellular component: cytosol. Gene Ontology annotation, biological process: retinoic acid metabolic process; retinol metabolic process.
UUCAGGAUGUACAAAUUAUAAAUACCCAGCCUAGUUUGCCCAGGAACAGAGACAAAGAAGUGGUGUUCUCUCGGAUGUCCCUGCAAGACACCAAGGAAACCAGAAAACUCAUCAUGGACACUGCAGGCAAAAUAAUCACAUGCCGGGCAGCCAUUGCCUGGGCAGCAAAUUCUCUUUCAAUUGAGAAAGUACAAGUUGAGCCACCAAAGGCUGGGGAAGUUCGUAUUAAGAUGACUUCUUCGGGGAUCUGCAGUUCUGAUGAUCAUAUACUAAAAGGAUUAUCCCCAGUAAACUUUCCUUUAAUCCCAGGCCAUGAAGGAGCUGGGAUUGUGGAGAGUAUUGGCAAAGGAGUGCGCUCAGUGAAACCAGGAGAUAAAGUCCUCACACUCCCUAUUCCACAGUGUAGAGAAUGCAGUUCCUGCUUGCACCCCAAGGGAAACUUCUGUGAGAAGCAAGAUAUUCUACCUUCCUCUGGAUUGAUGCUGGAUGGGACUAGCAGAUUUACCUGCAAAGGAGAAAAGAUUUAUCACUCUUUUGGCACAAGCACGUUCAGUGAAUAUACUGUUGUGCAUGAGAUUGCAGUGGCAAAAAUAGAUGAUGCUGCUCCCAUGGAUAAAAUUUGUGUCAUAAGCUGUGCAGUGCCUACAGGCUAUGGGGCUGCGGUUCACUCAGCCAAGGUCACUCCUGGUUCUACCUGUGUGAUCUUCGGACUCGGAGGAGUUGGCUUAGCCAUUGUCAUGGGCUGCAAAGCCUCUGGUGCUGCUAGAAUCAUUGGGGUUGACAUUAACGAGGAGAAAUUUCCCUGGGCAAGAGCGUUAGGGGUCACUGAUUGUCUCAACCCUCAGAACCUCAAGAAGCCCGUCCAGGAGGUGGUCAUGGAAAUGACAGGCGUUGGUGUUGACUUUGCCUUUGAGGCCAUCGGACUCCCGGAGACCAUGACUGCUGCUUGGGACUGCUGCCACCUGAGCUAUGGUGUCUGUGUCAUCCUCGGGUGGGCUCCACAAAAUUCGCAGCUUUCCCUUGACGCAACGAAGGUUAUCACUGGACGGACGCUGAAGGGCGUAGCUUUAGGAGGUUAUAAAACCAGAGACUGUGUUCCCCAACUUGUGACUGAUUACUUACGAAAUAAAAUUAAUAUAGGUCCUUUAAUAACCCAUCAGCUGCCUUUUGAACAACUCCACAAAGCUUUUGAGUUGUACCAUGCUGGAAAAACCAUCCGCUGUGUUCUGCUGUUCUGAGAUCCCAGAUGAUGAAAGGUGCGAGGAUAUCCUUGGGAACUUUCUUCUUUUCCUGUUUCAUCUCCCCGAGUGUUAGUGCAAUGGAAAGAAAAGCAUUGGAGAUGGGAAUGCAGUGUGAUUAUUCAAAAUGAAAUAAGUGCAUCCUGAAUGUAAUUAUAAUAAAAUAAACUUCUCAGAGUACA